Acyrthosiphon pisum (pea aphid) is the source of this 393-nucleotide messenger RNA. RefSeq lists its product as uncharacterized. The transcript is spliced from 2 exons. Gene Ontology annotation, biological process: telomere maintenance; DNA repair. Bases 1 to 393 code for a protein of 130 amino acids. The record is from RefSeq and is a predicted model, not a curated record. NCBI's taxonomy places the organism in Eukaryota, Metazoa, Arthropoda, Insecta, Hemiptera, Aphididae. Gene Ontology annotation, molecular function: DNA helicase activity.
AUGUACAAUGAAGCAUUGAUUGCUAUCGAGGAUCUUUGCAUUGUCAUUGCCAACUUACCACUUAGUAAUUUCGGUAUGAAUUCGCCAAAUCGAACUGCAUCUGAUUUAAUGAAUACUGAAAUGAAUCGUGAACUGCAGUACAGUACUGUAGAAAUGGCAGCGAUUGUUGCCCGCAAUGUCCGACUAAUGAAUGAGGAACAAAGAACCAUUUAUGAUCGCAUUAUGCUCGCAGUUUCAGCUGGACAAGGUGGGUUCUUCUUUUUGGAUGCACCGGGUGGAACUGGCAAAACAUUCGUUAUUUCGCUAAUUCUUGCUGAAAUACGAUCAAAUAAUGAGAUCGCAUUGGCCGUUGCAUCAUCGGGCAUUGCAGCAACUUUAUUGGAUGGAGAAUAA